Molecule: messenger RNA, 5310 nt
Organism: Cordyceps militaris CM01
Lineage: Eukaryota; Fungi; Ascomycota; Sordariomycetes; Hypocreales; Cordycipitaceae
Product: kinesin family protein
Exons: 4
Coding region: 1-5310 (1769 amino acids)
Biological process (GO): microtubule-based movement; mitotic spindle organization
Molecular function (GO): microtubule motor activity; ATP binding; microtubule binding
Source: RefSeq, a predicted model, not a curated record
AUGUCGCUCGCCACGCCAUACGCCAUACGUCAACUCUUCAUGGUAUCCCCAGCCAAGCUCCAGCUGCACCGCGUUCUCGCGUCUCCCAUAUCUCAACUCCUACCGCCUCAUACUGGAACACGGGGACCACGCUCGGUCCCCAGCUGCGCUACCGCCGCCAUGGCUCCCGCAGGCGGUGGCAACAUCAAGGUCGUCGUCCGAGUUCGUCCCUUCAAUGGCAGAGAAAUCGACCGCGGCGCAAAAUGUAUCGUCGAAAUGAAAGACAACCAGACCGUCCUGAGCGCCCCCGACGGUCAUGGUGGUAAAAGUGCAAAGGCCGAACCCCCCAAGAACUUUGCCUUUGACAGGUCUUACUGGUCCUUUGACAAGCGCGAUUCAACUUACGCCGCCCAGUCUCACCUCUUUGACGAUCUCGGCAAGCCCUUGCUCGACAAUGCCUUUCAGGGCUACAACAACUGUAUUUUUGCCUAUGGCCAGACCGGCUCCGGAAAGUCCUACUCCAUGAUGGGUUAUGGCAAGGAAGUCGGUAUCAUUCCCAACAUUUGCCAGGACAUGUUUAGCCGCAUAAACCAGAUUCAGGGCGACGCGACCACGAAAUGCACAGUCGAGGUGUCCUAUCUCGAAAUCUACAACGAGCGCGUACGCGAUUUGCUCAAUCCUUCCACAAAAGGAAAUCUCAAAGUCCGAGAGCACCCUUCCACCGGCCCCUACGUCGAAGAUCUCGCCAAGCUCGUUGUCGGCAGCUUCCAAGAAAUCGAGAACCUCAUGGACGAAGGAAACAAAGCCCGUACAGUCGCCGCCACCAACAUGAACGAAACCUCGAGUCGAUCCCACGCCGUCUUCACCCUCAUGCUGACCCAGAAAAAGUACGACGCCGAGACAAAGAUGGAAAUGGAAAAGGUGGCCAAAAUCUCCCUUGUCGAUUUGGCCGGUUCUGAACGAGCCACCUCGACCGGUGCUACGGGUGCGCGCCUCAAGGAGGGUGCCGAAAUCAACCGAUCUCUCUCGACCCUCGGCCGUGUCAUUGCUGCCCUGGCCGACCUCUCGACUGGCGCCAAGAAGAAAAAGGGCGUCUCUCAAGUACCAUAUCGUGAUUCAGUCUUGACAUGGCUCCUCAAAGAUUCCCUCGGUGGCAACAGCAUGACUGCCAUGAUUGCAGCCAUCAGUCCGGCCGACAUCAACUACGACGAAACCCUCAGCACCCUGCGCUAUGCCGACUCUGCCAAGCGCAUCAAGAACCAUGCCGUCAUCAACGAGGAUGCAAACGCGCGCAUGGUUAGAGAGCUCAAAGAAGAACUGGCCCUGCUCCGCAGCAAGCUUGCCGGGGGCACGGUCGGAGCUGGCGGUAUUCCAACACCCGCAGAUGAAAUAUAUGACGAAAGCACACCUCUGGAAAAGCAAAUGGUUCGCAUCACGGGCGCCGAUGGCGUGGUUAGGAAAGUUUCCAAAGCAGAAAUUGCCGAGCAGCUCAGCCAAAGCGAAAAACUGCUCACCGAUCUCAACCAAACCUGGGAGCAGAAGCUUCAAAAGACCGAGGAAAUCCACAAAGAACGAGAAGCUGCCCUCGAAGAACUUGGCAUCAGCAUCGAAAAGGGAUUCAUCGGUCUGCAUACGCCAAAAAAGAUGCCCCAUUUGGUCAACUUGUCAGACGACCCAUUGCUGGCAGAGUGCUUGGUCUACAACCUCAAGCCGGGUACUACCACUGUCGGAAACGUCGACACGAACGCGGAUAAUCAAGCAAAUAUUCGACUCAACGGAACCCGAAUCUUGCACGACCACUGUACAUUUGAGAAUGGUGCUGAUGGCACUGUCACAGUCAUUCCCAGCGAGGGUGCCUCUGUCAUGAUCAACGGCAAGCGCAUUACGGAAGCCACACAGCUGCAUUCCGGCUACAGAGUCAUUCUCGGCGACUUCCACAUUUUCCGCUUCAACCAUCCCAUGGAAGCCAGAGCGGAGAGAGCAGAGGUCGGCAACAGUCUCCUGCGGCAAUCCGUCACAGCAAGCCAUAUCCAGGCCUGGGAGAAGACAUCACCAAGCCCCACGCCUGGAUCACGCCCCGGUCAUGAGCGCGCGUUCAGCAGAGUAUCCGAUUUUGGCGACAUUUCUAGACCCGAGUCGCCAUCUCUGCGCAAUAAUCGAGACUCUGACUGGUCUGCUGCGCGACGAGAAGCUGCUGGCGCCAUCCUUGGAUCCGACCAGACAAACUUUACCAGCCUUACGGAUGAGGAGCUUAAUGCCGUCUUUGAAGAGGUGCAGCGAGCACGAGCUGAACGUGUCAAUGUCCGUGAGGAUGGCGAGGACACGGAAUCAGUCACCUCGUACCAGCUACGCGAGAAAUACAUGUCCAACGGAACACUCGACAACUUCUCUCUCGACACGGCCUUGACCAUGCCUUCGACCCCCAGGCAGGGUGAAGCAGAGGACAGGCUAAAAGAGGUUCGCGAAGAACUCCAGAGCCAGCUCGAACAGCAAAAGGAAGAAUUCCAACGUCAGCUUAAGAGUGCCGAGGCCGCCAAUGUCGAAGUCGAGGAGAUCAAGAAGGAAAAGGUCAAGAUGGAGGCUGCUCUCCUGGAACUCAAGGAUGACAUGGAGCAACAGCUCAAGACCCAGAGGAAGCUCUUUGAAGAAAAGAUUGAAAAGAUGGACCCGCUCAAGCGACCCAAGGCAAAUCCCAGGCUUUCUGAAGAGGAGCUGGGACAAGCAAGAAAAGUGGUUGGCAUUUGGAGAGACCGGCACUACGUCAAAAUGGCCGAGACGGUGCUACAAAACGCCUCGAUCUUGAAAGAGGCGCAAAUAAUGAGCAACGAGCUCGACGAGAGUGUCGUUUUUCAGUUCACUGUUGUCGAUGUCGGGCAUGUCAUGUGCUCCUCCUACGAUAUGGUUCUCAAUGGCCUCACAAGUGAAGGAGAGGAUGUGGCUCUCGAGGAGACACCGAAGCCAUGUAUUGGCGUCAGAGUUAUUGACUACCGAAACCACGUUGUCCGGCUGUGGAGUCUGGAGAAACUACACGACCGCCAUCUCAGUCUGGACAACCCGUUUAUCGAGCACUGCAUGCCUUCGUACACCUUGAUAGGCGAGGUUGACGUGCCUUUAAAGGCCGUCUUUGAAAGCCGUGUCCAAGACUUUGCCCUGGAUGUUUUGUCGCCGUACACUUCUCACGCUAUUGGCAUUGUGAAGCUGUCGCUCGAGCCGUCUCAUGCUCGAGCUCCCACAAACACCCUCAAGUUUAAUGUCGUCAUGCACGAAUUCGUCGGGUUUGCCGAACGCGAAGGCACCGACGUUCACGCUCAACUCUUUCUGCCCGGCAUUUCAGAAGAAGACGGCGUCACAACGACGCAAAUGAUUAGCGAUUUUGACGAAGGUCCGAUUCGCUUUGAGAGCGUGCACAAUAUGAGCGUUUCCCUCUUCGCUCCUCAGGAUGUCGUGCUAAGAGCCUCCAUUUUUGCCAAAGUUCAACCAAUGCACCUCGAUAAACUCCUUAGUUGGGAUGAUAUGAGAGACACAGCCCCUCCGCGCGACGGUGCCAAGGCAAGCCGCAUCAACGAGGCACAGUUUUAUACACAAGAAAAACACGAUUUGCUCUCUAGACUUCAAAUUCUUGAACUCAACGAGAUGGGAGAGUAUACCCCGGUUGAGGUUACCCAGGUGAGCGAGCUGGACACGGGGACAUUUCAGCUCCACCAAGGACUGCAAAGGAGAAUUGCAAUCAACAUCGCUCACAGCUCUGGCGAUGCCCUGCCUUGGGGCGACGUGACCGCUGUGCGUGUUGGGAAGGUUCGCCUCGUCGACUCUGGCGGUAAGACGCCAGACAUGGGUGCGAAUGAACCUGACAUCCAACUACGAUUGGUGUCGCAUCCCAUCUUCCGCCAAAACCCCAACGGCACUCGCAACAUUACCGUCUUUGCGCAAUGGGACUCAAGUCUGCACAACUCCCUGCUGCUCGAUCGCGUGACGGCCGAAAAGUACAAGGUGCAGAUGAGCAUUGGCUGGGAGAUAAGCUCUGAGAAACUGGCUGAACCCAUGAAGUUUUCGCAAAAGGUUUGCCUUCAGGUUCUCUCGCGGACAUUUGUGCGCCAAACAUCCAUGUUCUCGUCGCUCUGGCAAAACAUGCGCUUCAUCCGCUCCUCGACUGGCAUCUUCACAAUUACAAUGCGGCCAGCACCAAUUAAGCGAGUAGGCGACUUGUGGCGGAUGAACAGCCAGCAUGACUACGUCAAAGGUGAAGAGAACCUGGAUAGCUGGAACCCACGAGGAGUGUCCCUGGUCAGUGACUUUAUCUUGGCGCGAAAGAAGAGACGGCGCGUCGCAGAGAUUGGUGCUGUGCACACAGUGCUCAAUGUCCUUGGCAUUGAUCCUAGUGGGCAACCUCACACGGAAGCGUCUGAACCAGAGCCGGAGCCAGAAAUUCAAAAGCCUGUGCUGCCCAACGAUGACGAUUUGCUGCAUGAUACCCCAGAAACGUCGCAGGUGCCGUCGCUAGAGGAGGAGGCGGCGAAUGCGAAAGCUGCCAGUGGCGAAGCUGGGGAAAAGCCCGAAGCAGAGGCCGAAGCUGACGGCGAGGAGACAAUCAAGGUUGAAGAUCCAACGCCGCCGGCGAAACCAGAAUACGACGAGCCACAAACCGAACUUUUACAAAAGUGUCUAUCAUUAUGGGUCAAGUACCCCGAUCCGCUCAUCAAGAUUCUCAGCCCUGCCAACACGACGGCCCCCACCAACGGUGUGACAUCAGAGCCACCGGAACUUCCCAGCCUCAUCACGACGGUGGUGCGCGUGCCCAAGAACCCCAAGGUGCUCAAGGGCGGCUACCUGCUGGUGCCCAACAGCGACUCGACACGGUGGGUGAAGCGUUUCGUGGAGCUGCGCCGGCCGUACCUGCACAUUCACUCGGCAUCAGACGGCGACGAGGUGGCCCUGGUCAGCCUGCGCAACUCGCGCGUUGACAGCCAGCCGGGAGUGCUUGCGCUGCUGAACGGACCCGACGACUAUGACGCGGCGCCGGGCCAGAAUGGCGGCGCCGACUUUACGCCCGGUCACCGGAGGACGGCUUCGGGGCGUGUAAUUUCGACGAUUUGGACCGGCAGUGGGGGAAGUAGUAGUGGUGGUGGGGGGCCCGGCUUGCAGCGACUGAGCGAGAGAAUGCAGGCGGGCGUGUUUGCCGUCUAUGGUACGGAUAACACGUGGCUGUUUGCGGCGCGCAGCGAGCGCGACAAGAUGGACUGGAUCUUUCGCAUUGAUCAGACAUACAUGGCAGCCGGCGAGAGUCAGCCCGGCAGUGGCUUUGCCAGCCCGCUGCCAGGAAGCGACUAUUAA